GAAGGUGUGGUUUGGCAACUUUAUGCACAGCAUUCUGGGAAGGUUGACAAUGAGCGUUCUUAAUGUACCGGUUGUACCCAAGAAGUAACGUAUUUUCGGUCAAGUGGUUGACUUAUCCUUGGAAAGCAGUUUCACGAUGAUGCGCUUCCUGCUGCUGUUCAGCCGGCAGGGGAAGCUGCGACUACAGAAGUGGUUCAUUACGGUGACUGAGAGAGAGAAAAAGAAGAUGAUCCGGGACAUGACUUUGAUGGUGCUGGCUCGUCCUCCCCGCUCCUGUAACUUCCUCCACUGGAGGGACCUGAAGAUCGUUUACAAGAGGUAUGCCAGCCUCUAUUUCUGCUGUGGUCUGGAGGAACAUGACAAUGAACUGUUGACCCUGGAGAUUCUGCACCGAUACGUUGAGCUGCUGGACAAAUACUUUGGCAACGUGUGUGAGCUGGACAUCAUCUUUAAUUUUGAGAAGGCCUACUUCAUCCUGGAUGAGUUCCUCAUGGGGGGAGAGAUUCUGGAGACUUCCAAGACAGCUGUGGGCACCGCUAUGGAAGAGGCAGCGACACUACAAGAGACAAUGGAGGAGUACAUGAGUAAACCAACCUUCUGAAGUAAUUAAAUGGAAGUGAUGGGAGGCUUUAAAUAGAGUGGCAAUCCGAAGUAUUCACCCACCUUGGACUUUAUUUAUAUUACAAAAUGGAAUUUAAAUUAAUUAAAUCAGUUGAAUUUAGUUUUGCUACUGAUCCAUAAAAAAAAUCCAUAAUGUCAAAGGAAACAUAAAAUCAGCAGAUUGUUUUAAAUGAUUUCAGGUUAUAAACCUGUCUGGGACAAAUCCUAACAAAAACUACAUCAUGAAGGAAUAUUAAAAGCAAAUCUGGAAUAAGGUUCUUAAAAAGCGCCAAUUAGGGGUGGGAUGUAAAAUAAUUUCUAAAAGUUUUUAAUAUUCCCUGGAGCACAGUGAGGUCCAUUAUUAAGAAUUGGAAAAUAUAUGGCUGAACUGUGAAUCUGUAUAGAACAGGCAGUCUUCUAAAAUGGCGUAUCUGGGCAAGUCACAGUCCUCUACGGCUGAGCUAAGAGGCACUGGGCGUACUGCGACAAUAGCCCAGAUGUUUCACCAAAGUGGCCUUCAUGGGAGAGUCAGAUUAUGGAUGAUUAUUAGACUAACUAGAAGAAGAUUCCAUAGCCGUGUUGUGAUUAGACCAAAAUAGAAUUUUUGACCUGAAAGUUAAGUUCAAUGUUUGGCACAAUCCUAACAACCCACAUCAUCCUAAGAACACGAUCCCUAGUGUGAAGCAUGGUAGUGGCAACUCAAUCCAAUUAAGAAUAUGCGGAAACAGUUUUUUUUUUACUUUGACAUUAUGGACAUUUUCUGUGUUGAUCAGUGGGAAAAACACUAAUUCUGAUUUAAUGUUGUAACACAAUAAAAUGUGGAAAAGUCCAAUUGAGGAAAAUACCUUCACGAGCCACUGUAAUUUCCUGCAAGUCCCGUAAGUGCCACAACAUUUCAAAAAUGCUUUACACAAAAGUUUAAUACACAUUUCCACUCAGACAUAGUCUGUUGUUUUACAUUUGCUGAAAGAUGCAAGUUAUUAUUGCAUGUGUGUAUAUAUAUAUAUUUGUUUCUCACUGCCUGUAUAUUUCGUUUUAUUAUUAACUGGAUGGUUCUAGACAUAAAUGCCAUCUUUUAUUUUUAUUUUUUUUACUUAAACAUGUAAUUGGUUACUUGUUUAUAGGUGGUUACUUGUUUAUGUAGGCUGUAACCAGUGCAUAUAUCCAAGAAUAGCUCCUAGCCAUGUUAUAUUGGGUCAACUCAGGAAGUAUUGUCACCCUUCAUGAAAUUGAGAAGAAUUGUAUGCAAAUUAUAAACAACAAAAACAAUAAGUCAUUUGGGGCUUCAACAUAAGGGGGAGCUACAAUACCAGUCAGAAGUUCUCAUUCAAUGCGAUUUCUGUGUUUGCUAUUUUCCACAUUGUGGAAUAAUAGUGAAGAUAUCAAAACUAUGAAAUAACAUGUGUUGGUCCUGGGGCUAUUGUGAAGAUCAGUGGUGUGAUUAAUUCCUGUAAGCACCAGGAUAUUUUCACCAAGAAUCCUGGUCGCCUCUGCCUGGAGAUUGAGACUUGGCCUCGAGUGGAACUUUCAACAAGACAAGGACCCCAGAAAUACAUCAAAAUCAACACAGAAAUGGUUGAGAGACCACAAAGUCUGUGAUUUGAAAAGGCCAUCUCCAGGCUUUGAAUCAACUUGAAAACCUGUGGUCUGAAUUGAAAAUGGCAGUCCACAAGUGCAAACUUAAGGCUGUCAAGGAUCUUGAAUUGUGCUGCAUGGAGGAGUGGUCAGAUACCCCUCCAACUGUAUGCCUUCAAAUCUGUUUGAAAAAUUUUGUUGAAAUCUUACUAUACUGCUCUCCCCUAUGUUUGAGCCAAGAAUAUAACACAUUAGUUGUCAUUUCUUGUAUUCACCUUUGCUGAAUUUAAUGAAAAGUGCCAAUACUUUAUGCCCCUUAUGCUUUAUUGCUUCAAUUAAAUUGUAUUGUUGUAUUUGUAAGGAUUAAGUGGAUGUUUAAAAUAGAUGCACUCUAGUUUGCCUGACUGAUUUUAAAAUGUUUUAACCCAGUUGUGAGCUGAUCUAAAAGAUUGUAACUAACACAAAAAGAUUUGUAUCAAGCUGAAAUUAACCUUUUUUAUUAUUGUAAUUGUAUGUCGGAGCCACGGCCUUCACAUACGAUAAUAUUUUAUUAUGAUACAGUACAUAUAUCUUUGUUGUAAAGCUCGGAAGGUGGAUAUUGAGGUCUAAUCAUUUGCAUACCAUUGUUGUCAAACACUACUUUCUUAAUAAAUAUGGCUUGGUCUCAAGAUCUGAGACCGACAUUCUAAAUGUUA
This is a messenger RNA of Esox lucius (northern pike), 2870 nucleotides long. It is a transcript of the gene ap1s3a, whose product is annotated as adaptor related protein complex 1 subunit sigma 3a. Gene Ontology annotation, molecular function: clathrin-cargo adaptor activity. The coding region runs from base 137 to 601 and encodes 154 amino acids. NCBI's taxonomy places the organism in Eukaryota, Metazoa, Chordata, Actinopteri, Esociformes, Esocidae. The record is from RefSeq and is a predicted model, not a curated record. Gene Ontology annotation, biological process: vesicle-mediated transport; intracellular protein transport. The transcript is spliced from 5 exons. Gene Ontology annotation, cellular component: intracellular membrane-bounded organelle; membrane coat; AP-1 adaptor complex.